AUGUCACAACGCUACCGCGGCCGGUCGUAUCAGGCAGUUCUGCGCAAACUGCCGCGGAACCUCGUAGGGUUCGACGGGCACUGUCUCAUGUGCCAAGCCCGGGUGCAGUACGUACUGGAGCGCAACUUCUCCUUCUUUAGCAUCCUUAGUUUUUCGCGCGACAUUGAUCCGGUGAGGUUGGAGGCCAACAAAGUGCUCUUCUGCAGCUUCGAUUCGGUCGAGUGGCGCGAGGUGCGGCGCUGGUUCCCACACCUCACGCAGGACGCGGAGGGUAUCGUGCUGGUGGAGAAGGUUCCCUCCAAGACAGCCACCUUCUUGAGCAGCGUGCGGCGGAGACAGCGGAAGCAGUACUUAGGUGCAGCUGAUAGCGGCAGAAACGGAAGGGAUAUGUUUCCACUCGAUCCCUCCUCUGGUGCCUCAAGAGACUCUGGGGUCGGUGCGGCCGAGGACCUCGAUAUUGUUGUUUCGGUCAGGUACGUGGCAGUCUGCCGUGUGGGGAUGAAGCUUGAUCGGUGGCUACCACGCACUAUAUGCCGCUUUCUGUACUACGCGGUGCCGCAGUGGGUUGGUGACCGCUGGUAUGACCGCGUUGUGGCGCGGAGGCGGCUUUGGGGUACGUCGGAGGAGGAUGCGGUGCGGUACCCGAAGCGCGUGCUCGGAUUGAAGGAGCGCACAUGGCGGCUUCGCGACAAGUAG
This is a messenger RNA of Trypanosoma grayi, 696 nucleotides long. RefSeq lists its product as hypothetical. The transcript has a single exon. The record is from RefSeq and is a predicted model, not a curated record. The coding region runs from base 1 to 696 and encodes 231 amino acids. Lineage: Eukaryota; Euglenozoa; Kinetoplastea; Trypanosomatida; Trypanosomatidae.